Molecule: messenger RNA, 813 nt
Organism: Adineta steineri
Lineage: Eukaryota; Metazoa; Rotifera; Eurotatoria; Adinetida; Adinetidae
Source: the annotation of a GenBank genome assembly
AUGGCUUCAAAUAAAGAACAAGCAUCAAUAGGUUCAAUCUCAUCAUCAGAAAGUCCAACACCAUCUGAAUCAUCCGUAUCUUCAGAAUGGCCAUCACAUUAUGAAAUCUCCGCAUCGUCCUCUUCAGAAAGUCUCGCACCUUCUGAAUAUAACAGCAAUGCUGCUGCUGCUGGUGGAUAUAGUGCAGAUGGAUAUAGUGCAGGUGGAUAUAGUGCAGGUGGAUAUAGUGCAGGUGGAUAUAAUAGCAAUGAUGCUGGUGCUGGUGGUUAUAGUACAGACGGAUAUAACAGUAAUGCUGCUGCUGGUGGUGGUUAUAGCAGCAAUGCUGCUGGCGCUGGUGGUUAUAGUACAGACGACUAUAACAGCAAUGCUGCUGCUGGUGGUGGCUGUAGUACAGGCGGAUAUACCACCGAUGUUGCUGGUGCUGGUGGUACUGCAGGCGCAGAUGACGUCGAUCCAGAUGCAACAACAUCAAUGAUAGAGUAUUGCAUUGGUUCUAAUUGUAAUGCAUAUACAUAUGAUUUGAAUACAACAGCACUUAACACAUAUAAUGAUCAGAGUUAUCAAUGUCCAAAUGCAACAAUAUCUGGUGGUUAUUGUAUUCUUCCAUUAAGCGCUGCAAUUACUCAAUGUAAUGGUGAUUCGAAAUGUAGUGGUUAUGCAAUGACAGAUAUGUUAAACUGGCAUAACGAUCUUGAUAGAUCUACUGAAUAUGUUGUUCAAUUAUCUACUUCUUCAACAAACCCAAGUACUAGCUCAUCACAACUCAAUCGAUGGUUUAUUUAUCAAAAAACACGUCGAAAAUUUUAUUAA